This is a messenger RNA of Prorocentrum cordatum, 1901 nucleotides long. NCBI's taxonomy places the organism in Eukaryota, Dinophyceae, Prorocentrales, Prorocentraceae. The record is from the annotation of a GenBank genome assembly.
AAAAGGGAGUGGACUUGAAGGCGUUGCAAGAGACUGUCAGCGAUUGCUUCUAUUCGGUGGAGGACACUGAAUCAUUGCCUGGGAUGCUGGAUACCGAUCCAGGGGAGAGGCUGCAUAUUUUUUCUUGGAAACAACGUGUAAUGUCAGAACACGGCUGCAACACAGACCAAACGCCCAGCUCCGGAAUGUCAACAAGCUCGAGGACUUUUGUAAACGUCAUUCAGUUCUCGCGUUGCAAGAGGUGCAUGGUACGGUUCUUGAUUUGAGAACGCAGCUUCAUCAGCGUUGAAUGCAUGUCGCGAUGGUGGCAUCUAUGCCGCAGCGCAACGCUGUUGGAGUUGCCUUGCUGCCACCAGUCAUGUCGCAGUCACAGUUUGACGAGGGCGUCAUCAAUGAGUCGAUCAGAUCAUCCGAGCUGAUCGAGUCUGCCAUCAAGCCUGCUUCCACAGACGAGCGCGACGCGACCAUGCUCGUAAUCUCCAACAUACGCAACGUCGGCCUGCCCCAGUCUCAGGCAUCUUCCAUUACUGCUCGGAUUCGGGUGGAGGCGAGGGUUGCGAUGGACAGUCCAGAAAAGGUCGCGGCGUUUGUCAUGGGUGACAUGAGUGUUACGGUCGAUGCCCCGAUGCACCGUCAUGCACCUGAGAUCGGCAAACGUUGGAUUGUUGAGCCGAGGCGGCGCGAGUAUUGGGCGUCGUGGCGGGAUGCCUUGUCGGAGUCGGUUGAACUAGAUGGUUAACGGCCCGCGCGCUACAUAGUUGAAGAUCAGUGCUUCUCGGCAUUGGACAACAGAUUCACAUCCUCUCCGCAGUGGAUGCUCAUGCGGUGAAAUCCCACGGUUACUGUGCAGUGCGAACCCGAACGUUUGCAUGAAGAGAGCACCCCUGCUCGCGCUCCCGUUUUCGCAGCAUUUGCCCCACGUGGCCGGCGCAGACCGGAUGGCCAACAUGUGCCCCGAUUUGCAUGUGAGUCGCGAGGAGAUGUUGAGGCAUUGGACCUACUCGCGGCGCAGACCGGAUGGCCAAUCUGUGCCCCGAUUUGCAUGUGAGUCGCGAGAAGAUGUUGAGGCAUUGGACCUACUCGCGUCGCAGUCGGAGAUCCUCACUCUGCCUGCCAUUUCGCAAUGGAAGGAGCUCGAGCGAUUGAUGAGGGGAGCUGCGAGCCAGGGCGCCCGAGCUCGGGGCCCGCCUGCUCCCGGCAUUCGCCCCGCGAGGGCCCGGCAGGAGGUCGGGGCACGCAGCGCGCCAUUCCUGGAGCAGAAGCGCCUCCGAGCACAUGCGAGGGCCGAGCGGCGUAGGGGGCAGCUUUGAGCUCCUCUAGGGAAGCCCCUCCUACUCCGGGGCCUCGCGGGCCCCUCGGGCGCCCCCCUCGCCUCCUCCUCGGAUAUGCCGCGGGCCUUGGGAGCUCCCCGGGCCUUUGUUUGCGCGCCGACGCGUGCCCCGCUCGAGCGAAUUAAAGUGUGCGCAGCACAGAGUGCGAAGCCAUUUGACUGGUCUGAGGGGCGACCCCCGACCCGGGCCAGUAUCGAGCAGGUCAUUGCCCGUGCCUCCCCCCGCAUUCCCUGGCCCUUGCGGUCCACCCCAUGCUGCUUGGCAGCGCUCCAGCCUGGCUCCCACUGUCCUCUUCGGUCGAAUGCAAGUCCUCUAUAGCGCCUCUUCCCCCCGCGCCCUUGAAGGACCUCCUUCUUGUUUUCGCCCCCGAGAACCAUCGCGAUGGGGGCUCCUCGUUUACGCUGAGAGAGGCGGCUUCUACCCGACCCCUAGAUUUACAGGACACAGAUGCCAUUAUCAUAGCCUCGGCGGCCAAUCGCUGCACCAUGCCAGUCCUGAGCCGCGACGCCCGCCAGGAUCAGAGAGGCGUUGGCGCGCGUCGGACCCCCCUGGACCACAUCGCGCUUCUGG